Molecule: messenger RNA, 1789 nt
Organism: Seriola dumerili (greater amberjack)
Lineage: Eukaryota; Metazoa; Chordata; Actinopteri; Carangiformes; Carangidae
Gene: myoz1a
Product: myozenin 1
Exons: 6
Coding region: 256-1209 (317 amino acids)
Cellular component (GO): actin cytoskeleton; Z disc
Molecular function (GO): telethonin binding; FATZ binding; actin binding
Source: RefSeq, a predicted model, not a curated record
CACCACCUCCUCCUCCCUUCUUGACACCAACACUGCUGCCACCCACACCCUCAACCCUCUGGAAGAUCUGCCAUCUGAGUGUAGGGUGGCUUUUGCACUUCUCAGGACCUGGGUCCAGCCAUACGUAGGGUCAGAGGCACUGAGGGAUUUGUAAACUUGUGAUUGAGAUCACCAGAAUUGAACCCUGGGUCUCCUCUUCUCUGUUUGGUAUUUAUAGGUCUCUUUCUCCUACCAGGAUUACAACAAAAACCCGACAUGCCUCUGGGAACACCUGCCCCCGUAAACAAGCGGAAAAAGCCCUCCAAGAUCAUAACUGACCUAUCACAUAUCGCUCAGGAUGAGUAUGAGUCGGAGCCGGAGGCAUCUGAGUUCGACCUGGGAACAAAGAUCAGGACUCCCAAAGACAUCAUGCUGGAGGAGCUUUCCCUGAUGAAGAACCGAGGCUCCAAGAUGUUCAAGAUGAGGCAGAAGAGAGUGGAGAAGUUCAUCUAUGAGAAUAAUCCUGACAUCUUCAGCAGUGAGUCAAUGGACAACCUCCAGCAGUUUGUUCCUUCUCUGGGAGGUCAGAUGGGCAGUCAGAUGAUAAACCUUGGUGGGCAUUUUGUUAGCAAGCAGGGUGGACUGAAUUUCAUAGGGCUACACACUGGAGGAGGAGCCCCUGUGCCUCCUCCAAAGCCUGGAAGCAAAGGUGCAGGUGCAGGUGCAGGUGCAGGUGCAGGAGGAGCAGGAGGAGCAGGAGGUGCAGGAGGACUGGGUGGAGGUGAUCAUGGGAAAGAUGAAGGAGCCAGUGGGUGGUCUCCACUAAAAGGAGGUGGAACAGAUGACGCAUCUAAGAAGCUUAUUCAUGUGAAGACAUACAUAUCGCCAUGGGAGAAGGCCAUGAAGGGUGAUGCGGGUCUGGUUGCCACUCUGAAAACAGCAAUGCCUGGUCCCACUGAGCACAAGGAUCUGCCCAAAUACAGAUCCUUCAACAGGACUGCCAUGCCCUUUGGUGGCUUCGAGAAGGCCAGCCAGUUCCUGAAAUUCCAGCUGCCAGAAAACGAGCCGACCAAAGAGGAGCCUGAACCAGCAGUGGUAUACCAGCAUGAGAUCGGCUGCCGGCCUUCCUUCAACCGCACUCCUAUUGGCUGGGUGGGCAGCAGUGAGCCCAGCAGUAUCCAUAUGGAGAAUGAUGCUGUGCCCUUCGAUGGAGAGACCGACGAGCUGUGAAAAAAUAUUCAUACUGUGAUCACUCACCCACUCACUGUGCACAUACACACACGCAAGCAUGAAUGCAUGCAUACACACUAGCAUGCACAGAAACCAUAGAUGAGCUUACAAUUAACUGUUGUACUGAUGAAUUUGAAUCUCUGUGUGGAUAACUGAAAUCAUACAUGAAAUGUGGUCAUGUUCUUGCUCUGUAUUUGGUUGUAAGGCAAAGAAAAAAGUUUAGAUGUUACGAGAAUAUGAAACAUCAAACAUUUCAUUUGUUAAGUUCAUAAGUGGAGUCUAAACACUCCUUUAAUUUGUCAGAAAAGUUGUUGUUUUUGUGAGAAGUUGCAGAUUUUGUCAAUGAGGAAAGAAUGAAUCAUGUAUGAAGGAUUGAUUUAUGCCAAUUACUGUUGAACAAACUGUCUUCAUGUCAACUUAUUACCAUAUUUGUUAUUUCCUAGUGCCUUUUUUGUUGUUAAGAAUCUCCGAUCUUUUGUUGAGCUAUGAAAACGCUACAAACUUGUCUAAUUCAGGAUGCAUGCAUAGAGUCAGUGGUUGAUUCACUAACCAACAGUUUAUCCACAGUUAACCAUUUAAA